AUGCGUCGAAGCAGAGAUGAGGCAGAGGAGGACGCGUACAUCGCGUAUCUAGAGUCGAAACUAGGGUACAGCAAGGGGGGGAAGAGGAAGAAAUCAAACGUGGGUGAUGGGUUGGACGACCUCUUUGAUUUAACCGAAUCAGUUGGGCUUGCCGACGGCGGGGGCUCUGAAGAGGAGGAGGGCCAGAGUCCGGACGACAGCGACGUCGAGUACGAAGAAUGGGGCGGUGUUGAACUCGAAUCCCCUCCCCUACAGGUAGCGAGUUCAUCGACACCUGUGACCACCAAUGCAUCACCAGCUAAGGGGAAAUAUGUUCCUCCUCACCUUCGCAACGCGCCAGCCCCAGUGGAUGAUCAACCAUCGGAAGCACAAUUGAGGUUGCGAAAACAGUUGAAAGGUCUGCUCAAUCGCGUGAGUGAGCAGAAUAUGACCUCAAUUCUCGAUACCAUAGAAGGGAUUUACCGAGAUCACCGGCGCAAUGAUGUCACCUGUACGAUAACGAACUUGAUCAUCCACGGCAUCACGGACCACUCCUCCCUCCUCGACUCCUUCGUUGUACUUUACGCUACUCUCGUUUCUGCCCUUCACAAAAUUAUUGGUAUCGAAUUUGCGGCGUACUUCGUCCAGGAUACCGUUGCAUCGUACGAGAAGCACUACACCGCCGCUUCCACCCAGCUCUCUCAUCCGCCGGCGCCCGACGCUCAAAAGCCCGAGGAAGAGGCAGGGAAGGAAUGUCAGAACCUCAUCAUCCUGAUAUCCGAGCUGUACAACUUCCAAGUAAUAUCCUGUGUGCUUAUAUACGACUUGAUUCGGGCGUUGUUGAGCCAAGACGUCACCGAGUUGAAUGUCGAGCUACUGCUGAAGAUCCUGCGCAGUUCGGGGCAACAACUGCGCCACGACGAUCCAUCGGCCUUGAAAGAUAUCAUCGACAUCGUACAAAACAAACUAACUGCAAAGGGUGAGACGUUGAGUUCUCGCGCACAGUUCAUGAUCGAGACUCUCACGAACCUCAAGAACAACAAACUCAAGCGAAACGCCACGCAAAACCAAGGCGGGGAUGCCGUCGAGCGGAUGAAGAAAUUUCUCUCGGGGCUAAGCAAGAAAAGACACGUCCUCGCGCACGAACCCCUCCGCGUUUCGCUGGACGACCUCCACUCCGCCGAGAACAAGGGCAAAUGGUGGCUCGUCGGCGCAGCUUGGCGAGGCGACCCCCUCGUCGACCAGCAGAACGAACCCAAGCCAGCAGACAGUCAGCCUGACUCAAUGUCCGAGAGCGCCUUGAUGAAGCUCGCGCGGCAACAAGGCAUGAAUACUGAUAUACGGCGGAGCAUCUUCGUCGUUCUGAUGAGCAGUGAAGACUACGUCGAUGCGUGCGAGCGGCUUUCGCAGCUCAACCUUAGCGAGGUGCAGCAACGAGAGAUCGUGCGCGUCCUGCUCCACUGUUGUGGAAACGAAAAGUCGUAUAACCCGUAUUACACCCUCGUGGGGCAACAGCUCUGCCGCGUCUCCCACUCUCACAAAAUCACGAUUCAGUUCUGCUUGUGGGAUUUCCUUCGCGAUCUGGGGGAGACGACGGUGGGCGGCGCCGAGGUGAUCAAGAAUGCGGGUGCGAGGGAGGACUUCGGGACGUCAGAUGGGACGAAGAUCGCAACUUCCAGGCUUAAGAACGUGGCAAAAGCGUAUGGUUGGUGGAUAGCGAAGGAUUCUGUCGGUUUGGCGAUUCUCAAGCCCGUGGACUUCACGAUCCUCAAGCCACCCGCCCGGGCUUUCCUCAAGGAGCUCUUCACUCAAGUAUUCAUCUUCAGCCAGACGUCCAAACCUCUGCUCGCUGAAGGAACCAAAAGCCUCCCUACGACCCGUAACCGAGGGUCAUUGGAAGAAAUCUUCCUGAAAGGCUCGCGAAACGAGACCUUGGCAAUGGGGAUUGUAUAUUUCCUUUCGGAAGCAUUUCGGAAGCAAAACAAAGGCAGCAGGGAAUCAAAAGUAGAUGAUUUUACAUUAUGGGCUACAGGUGUUGCGCGGGAGACGUUGCGCACUGGUGUCGACGUAGUCCUGGACCUGAAGCAAUAA
This is a messenger RNA of Pleurotus ostreatus (oyster mushroom), 2070 nucleotides long. It is a transcript of the gene SGD1, whose product is annotated as suppressor of glycerol defect. NCBI's taxonomy places the organism in Eukaryota, Fungi, Basidiomycota, Agaricomycetes, Agaricales, Pleurotaceae. The transcript has 12 exons. The record is from RefSeq and is a predicted model, not a curated record. Gene Ontology annotation, cellular component: nucleolus. Gene Ontology annotation, molecular function: protein binding; RNA binding. Gene Ontology annotation, biological process: ribosomal small subunit biogenesis. The coding region runs from base 1 to 2070 and encodes 689 amino acids.